Messenger RNA from Hippoglossus stenolepis (Pacific halibut), 11346 nucleotides. RefSeq names its product adenylate cyclase 9 (gene adcy9a). NCBI's taxonomy places the organism in Eukaryota, Metazoa, Chordata, Actinopteri, Pleuronectiformes, Pleuronectidae. The record is from RefSeq and is a predicted model, not a curated record. Gene Ontology annotation, molecular function: adenylate cyclase activity. Gene Ontology annotation, biological process: cyclic nucleotide biosynthetic process; adenylate cyclase-activating G protein-coupled receptor signaling pathway; intracellular signal transduction. The transcript has 11 exons. The coding region runs from base 2254 to 6690 and encodes 1478 amino acids.
CGUGGGAACACCGCCAGCUGAGGGAGGAUCUCCGACCCAGUCGCAGCGAAGAUGGUGGCAGGCACGGGAGUGCAGUUCUCCCGGAGAAGACGGAAAACCAGCCACGAAACUCCCGCUGAGGGUCUGCUUUCAAUUUAGCCCCCCCCUCCCCAGGCCCGGCAGAGAGACUGGGUGGAAAGAAAAGGGGGAGAAAAGGGUGGCAACCAGCGGCGGACGGAAGAGGACGCACCAGAGCGCACAGUGUUGUGUUUGUUGGACCCACGCAUGCCAGCGAAAACUAGCGCUUCACAGAGCCGAGGCACUGGCUGAGAUACGGAGGCAUUGCUGUUGUUCGUGGGCUCGGUUUUACGUUUCAAUAUAAUCGGAUCGAGGACAUGUCCGAGGGCUCUCCUGCAGCGCUCUGGGGGAUUUUCUACUUCUUUGCUCUGGGGGAAUGCGAGGGCAGGAAAUCCAGCCUCAGCUCCAAAUAACCAGAGAACUGGGUCUGCUCUCCGAACGCAGGAAAUACGGCCUGGGAACGAGGAAAAAAAGUUUGGCAGCUUUUGGAAACGAGAGACGGGCCAAUCGCUGACGUUUCACACGCGUUUUGCCACUUGUUUUUUUAAGUGUUUGCGUGUUUCUUCUUUUUUGUGUUAAGCGCUCGUGGGACUGUAGUGAGUUGAAGAAGAUCAUUCAAAUGUUCACACGCCGUUGGUGUUGUUACUGCAAGAGUUUUGAUCAUCACUAUUUAUAGACCAGCCCGUUCCGACCGAGGCAGUUCCUCAUAGCUGUAGCCCAUGUUUUGCCAACUGCGCGCAACAAGUUGCAGACACUCCCAGCAGAGGCAAACCUUCACCAAACCGGGGCCAGCGGAUGGUGUUUUCUGCGCUUCUCUUCGCGGAUUACGCGUCUUCGGGUUGCGCACACGCCUCCCCAGACCCCCCCAUCGGAAGGCAGAGGGGGAAUAAACGGUGGAGAUCCGGAGAGGGAGUUCAGGAAAGGACGGGGCUGGAUCCGUGGGAAUAGGCCUGCCUGUCAGGCCUCCCUUGAUCGGAUUCUUGGACUACAUGGACAGGGCUCCGAAAUAACCCAGUCUGGAAUAUUUGCGAGGGCCCACUGGAUUACAAAUGGAAGAAGAGUGUAUGAGAAGAAGAAAUGCAAACCCAUAGUGCAGCCGAGCAACACAUGAGAAGGGGUGUAGUGGAAGGUAAAGCCCCUUGGAUUACAAAUGUUCCACUUUUUUCUUUUUUAACAGUGUACCUACUUUUUUAUUUGUCAUUAUCUUUUUUAGGUAAAACACUCACACCGUAGCUCUGAGGUCUAAAGAGCAAAAGAACAGAUACAUUACUACUUUACUAUAUUCUUCUUAUAGUUUAGAUGCUUUAUAAUCCAGAAUGUCCACAUAUUUCUUAUCUGAGCACUGCUAGUUGUUCAUAACAACACUGGGCGUGUUUUCACGAAGGGAAAGGACGAGCACAUUGACAGUUGUGGAGAUAAGAGAGACACAGUAACUUUUGGAGCUCGCUCGCUGCGCAGUACGCCAACUGUUGACAGCCUGUGUGUGUGUGUGUGUGUGCUCCUGUACAAUGAAGCCCUGGACCUGAGCGCUGUUUUCCACCUUCUCCCCUCCACAAAAACACAGUUCUCUCGGAAUGAAGACAGAAUCGGGGUCUUUUCUCCUGAAGCUGUACUGACUGUGUGAUGCCAGCAGCAUCGAGAUAUUGCGCACGUCCAGAGGAGGCGACUUCCAGUCAUGUAACGUCAGGAGCGACUGGAUGAAGGCGUAAGAGCAAGAAGCCCGUUGCAUCACCGACCGGUCCUUUUCGAGAAGGAUGUUCAGUUCAGGAGGAAGAAGGUUUUUACCGCAGCUGGAGAGAGAGCCGGGAUCAAACCCAGAGCCUCUUCGGAGGAGGACGCAUGUGAUGUGAGUACUGACGCAAACCGGGCUCGGAUAAUGACCUGCUCAAGAAACUGGAACGGUGCGUCUUGUGUGAGUGAGUGUGCAGGCUGCUGUGUGCGUAGAGGAGACGUCUGUUCGGCGCUCACCAUUCAUGCAGCGUGAUUCUUCCAACAAACACCUUUGCUCUCUCUCCCCCUUCCUCCCUGUCACUCUCCCGCCGCCGCCUCCUCCCCCCUCGCCGUGCCACAUGUGCACACGCGGCGCCCACGCACCGCGUCUUGUUGCCUGAGCGGCAUCAGAAGAUAUUAUUAAUAUAACCCCCACACACACACACACACCUCCAACCAUCGUCUCCGCGUCUCACAGCAGUCAACAUGGCCACUCUGCAACAUCACCGGCAGCUUCUCGUGCGUGGCACUGAAGUCAGCUGUGACUCCAGCGGGGAUGGCGCCGUGACCGUGCGAAUUACCAACAGCGCGCCACACGCACAUCAACGUGAGCCACUGAGGGCAGUCAACAGUGGAGGAGGAGGAGCUGGAGGCUGUGGGGCUGUGAGUAAAAUGAACCCUGACCUCCACAAAUACAGCAUCUCCUCCAGCUGCAGCUCAGCAGAGUCCAGGCCUGCUGGGACCUCCAUUUCCAGGGUGCAAAGGCAGGCGCCGCCUUUGUUCGAACGCUCUGCUGCCCAGUGCUGGGACCCCAAGUUUGACUCCCCGAUCCUGGAAGAGGCGUGCCAAGAGAGGUGCUUUCCUCAGACGCAGCGCCGCUUCCGCUAUGUCCUGUUUUACCUUGCAGUGGCUGCUGUACUCUGGGGGGUGUACUUUGGGGUCAACAAAGACCGCUGCAACCCCAUGAUCUUCCUAGCCCCCACAGCAUCCUUUUUUGUUCUUCUAGUGCUCUUCUUUUUGUUCACCUUCACCCAGCCAUACACAUGGCUGUACAACCAAACCUCUUUGGUGCUGAUAGCGAUCACCUUCGCCAUCACCUUAGCUCCCCAGAUACAGACUGCUGGUUUCACUGAGCUGGAGUGGGCUGGUGGUGGGAAUGCCUCAUAUCGCUCACUAGACGAACCAGCACAACUUACAAUCCAUUGCAUCUCCCCUGUAGGCACCUUUUCCCUGUGCAUGGAGGUUUUGCUGUUGUUAUACAGUGUCCUCCAUGUCCGUCUGUAUGCCUCUGUGAUGCUUGGGCUCCUCUAUUCUAUAUUAUUUGAGGCAUUAGGAUGGCUGCCAUUGCUUCAAAGGAGUUAUGACACUGCCAGAUGGGGAACAGGGACAGAGGGUUCAGGUUCUGAUUGGGAAACACUCGGCUGGCUCGGCCCGGCCAAAGCUCUGCUUCACUUGUGUGCUCAUGUCAUUGGCAUCCACCUGUUUAUCAUGUCGGAGGUUCGUUCCCGCAGUACUUUUCUCAAAGUGGGCCAAUCUAUCAUGCACGGCAAAGACUUAGAAGUGGAGAAGGCCUUGAAGGAGCGCAUGAUUCACUCUGUGAUGCCACGACGAGUUGCAGACGAGCUGAUGAAGCAGGGUGAUGAUGAGGGCUGCGGCGAGAACUCUGGCAAGCGUUAUUCCUCCGGUGCUUGCUCUGCCUCGGCCAUCUCAGUGGGUGGUGGAGGAAGCUGUGGAGUCUCACAAGCCCAAAGUUCCACAAGCCCCAAAAAUCAUGCUCACAACAAUCACAAACGCAAGAAGACCUCCAUCCCCCGUGGACAGAUAAUAUUUAGGCCCUUUAACAUGAAACGCAUGGAGCCUGUGAGCAUCCUCUUUGCAGACAUUGUGGGUUUCACCAAAAUGUCUGCCAACAAGUCAGCCCCAGCCUUGGUGGGCCUUCUCAAUGACCUGUUUGGACGUUUUGACCGGCUCUGUGAACUAACCUGCUGUGAAAAGAUCAGCACCCUGGGAGACUGCUACUACUGCGUGGCAGGGUGCCCUGAGCCCAGACCGGACCAUGCCCACUGCUGUGUAGAGAUGGGCCUGGGCAUGAUCCAGGCCAUCGACCAGUUCUGCCAGGAGACGUGUGAGGCUGUCAGCAUGCGUGUUGGCGUCCAUACGGGUACCGUGCUCUGUGGGAUCCUUGGAAUCAAGCGCUUCAAGUUUGAUGUAUGGUCUAAUGAUGUAAAUCUGGCUAACUUGAUGGAGCAGCUAGGUGUGGCAGGCAAGGUCCACCUGUCAGAAGCCACUGCCCGAUUCCUGGAUGACCGUUACCAGAGCGAGGAUGGGCGGGUGGCAGAGAGAGCUGGCCAGAGUGUGGUGGAGAAACUAAAGGGGCUGCAGACCUACCUGAUCUCAGGGAGGAAGUUGGAGCUCGAUGUGCAGUGUGGCUGUUCUCAGGUGGGACUGCCUGGUGGGGAUUUUGCCGCGGUCGGCCUGUCCUCCUGUCCUCAGCCCCACACACCAGACCUCAUCCCUGGGGGAGCGCAGGCUGCAGAGCUCCUGCUGCCCCACCAGCCACCAGACAGGAUCGGGCCUCCCUGUGUGUCCCGUAGCGUGGCCUUGUCUGCGGGAACAGAGCAGGGCGAUGAUGUGGCUGUGUUGAAUGGCUGCCAGGAAGAGCACAAGACAAGUAGUGCCAAGUUCAUCCCAGGUCGCACCCCCCGGGCGGCCAACGGCCUCCUGAGUCCCCCACUGGAAGACCCAGUGCGGGCCAGCCAGAGCUCCUUGUGUGACAUGCUUCAGGAGAAAGAGAAGAAGACCAGCACCAGCACGGGGACUGGCACCAGUCUAGGCAUGGCUGGAGGCGCGGGGGCAGCGGGUCCAGGUAUGGACCACUCCGCUCUGAUUCAGCUGCGUGCCAAGAGCUUCAGAGAGAAGAGCGACGCCCACUUUGUGGACGUUAUCAGGGAGGACAGUCUGAUGAAAGAUUACUUUUUCAAGCCACCAAUCAACAAGAUCAGCCUCAAUUUCCUAGAAAGAACUCUGGAAAAGGCCUAUCGCAGCAGCUACAAGGAGGAGGUGAAAAACCAGGCUCAGGUGCAGACGUUUGCCAGCUCCACCUUCAGCUCCUUCCUGGACGUUCUCCUCAGCUGUUUUGUCUUCCUGGCCCUGACCCUGGCCUGCUUCCUGCCACCUCUCGUGAGCCCAGUCAGUGUGGGUCCUCCAGCCCGCGCAGCCCUGGCCCUGGCUCCCCUGGCCGGUCUGCUGGAGCUGGCCUCUCUGGUGCUGUCCAUACGUAUGGCCUUUUAUCUGGAGGAGGUGAUGAACUGUACCCGCUCCCUGCUCCUGGUGGUCUCUGGAUGGAUUCCCCAUCAUGUGAUUGGGGCCGUGUUAGUGUCCCUCCCUGCCAUCUCCGUCUUAUCCCACCUCACGUCCAGCGUCCACCUGCCCCUCCAGGUGACCAUGUUCCUGUGCUGUGCCACCAUCCUGGCCAUCAUCCAGUACUGCAACUUCUGUCAGCUCAGUUUCUGGAUGCGCUCGGUCCUGGCCACUGCCACGGGGGUCGCUCUACUGCUGCUGCUGUACAGCCCCAUACACAGGUCCGGUAAUAACAGCUUGCCAGUUCAUGGACUGAACGUCUCCACAUCGAGUGAUGGUGGCUCAGAAUCAGGCCCUGACCCUCCCCCACGACCUCUCGACCUUUUGGUCCCUGAGGCCGUCCUGGCUUUCUUCCUGCUUCUUCUACUGGUCUGGUUCCUCAACCGGGAGUUUGAGGUCAGCUACCGUCUCCAUUACCAUGGCAACGUCGAGGCUGACAAACAUCGCUCCAAGAUCCAGAUGAUGCGAGACCAGGCCGAGUGGCUACUGGGCAACAUCAUCCCCAUCCAUGUCGCUGACCAGCUCAAGGUGACCCAGAGCUACUCCAAGAACCACAACAGUGUUGGCGUGAUCUUCGCCAGUAUUGUGAAUUUCAGCGAGUUCUAUGAGGAGAGCUACGAGGGUGGGAAAGAGUGCUAUCGUGUCCUCAACGAGCUCAUUGGAGACUUUGACGAGCUCCUUCGCAAACCUGAAUUCAAAAGCGUGGAAAAAAUCAAAACAAUCGGCGCCACCUACAUGGCGGCGUCGGGACUGAACGUCCAGCAGCUGGCUGAGAACGAGGAUGACUCUCCGCACGCACACCUGAGGGCCCUCUUCGACUUCGCCCUGGAGAUGAUGGGCGUCCUGGACGACUUCAACAAGAACAUGCUCGGUUUCGGCUUCAAGCUCCGUAUUGGAUUUAAUCACGGGCCACUGACAGCCGGGGUGAUAGGCACCACUAAGCUGCUCUAUGACAUCUGGGGAGACACGGUCAACAUUGCCAGCCGCAUGGACUCCACGGGUGUCGAGUGUCGGGUGCAGGUGAGCGAGGAGAGCCACGCUAUGCUUAGCGCCAUGGGGUUAGAGUUUGACUAUCGAGGUACUGUGAAUGUUAAGGGCAAAGGUCAAAUGAGGACCUUUCUAUACCCCAAAAGUGGGGAAAGUAUAUGUCAAGAUUGCAUGGAGCAGGCCAUCGGGGAAGGACCCUCGUCCGUGGCAUUACCGGCCAAUAAGACUUCAGGAUCUGUUCCCCAGGCAGCAGGUUCUCCUCCCUCUUCUCCCUCUUCUUCUCCUCCUCAGCCCCAAAGCGCUGUAAGGCCUUCAGGAGCAGGGCCUGAGCCUGUCCCAGCUCGGUCUGCAGAGAUGAGGGAGGAAGGAUAUACGGACGCUCCACACCUCCACGGGCAGCCCACUGCCACAGACAUUCACCCCCCUCCUCGCUCUGAACUAGGCCCAGAACCUAGUGCUGCACAAAUGCCCUCCCAGGUGCAGCCUGCUCCUCUCGCACUUCAAGAGGAGGAGGACGAAGAGGAGGAAGCCACUGAGCUGUCAAAACUCAACGAGGAGUUUUAUGCUCGUCUCUGAUCCCUUCCUCUCCCCUCCCCCCUGUCUCCUGUCCCUGAUCUGCAUCCCCAGGACUGAUUGCAGGUGCGGGGCAGGAUGUCCCUCCCAUUAGACAAGUGUCUUUAGCAUGGUUGAAGAAGAGGGAGUUAAUCACGCCAACACCAACAGUGGCCACAGUGGUGAUUAACGUGGCCAAUAACAUCUUUUACAGGAAUGUUGCCUGAGUGCUGGGGUGGGUUAGACCUGUGUUGAGCACAGCAGUUUAUUAUGGAGAAAAGGUUGAAAGGGAUUAAGAGGGAAAAGAAGAUUUUUUGGAGAUGUUGUUGAUGUUUUUUCUUUUUUUUGUUAUCAAGUGCCUUCAGGACUAGAAAAGUGAACAAACAAAUAUGAAUGCUGAACAAAGUUUUAACAAUCUUAGACUACGGAAGAUGCUGUGGUUUCUUACUCCAUGCUCUUAUUUUCAAUGCAAGUAUUUCUUAAUAGAAUCAUUAUUGUCAUGGCAUAUCAAACUUGAUCAAAGCCUUGACCUUAUACUUAAGGGAAAAAAAGAGAUUCUUUAUAAGUGCCAGUGCAGCGUGAUGGGCUGAGCAGGAAAACUAAGGGAAGAAUGAGGGACUCACAUGAAGCAGUGUUAAUUUAUGUGUUGUGCUUUGACAUGAGGGCUUAAUACAUUAUUAAUUUGUCCUAGACUCAAAUGCUACAAAGCAAGCUGCAUAGAUUUUAGUUUGUGUAGCAGCUAAAUGCACAUUUUAAGCACAGGUCUUGCACAGUUUUUUCUCUACCACUUGUAUUUGGUAGUUAUUACCGGGAGAAGACUUUUACGAUUUUUUAACAAGAGUUCUUGUCUUUCACAACAAGUACAAUCAAAAGCACAAAAUCAGAAUCAGAUAAGGGAAUACAGUUUUGGAAGAAAAUGUGAUUUUUAAAAAGUGAGAUCGUAAGAAAAGUAGAAAGGCACUUUAAAUAUGCUUUAGGGGUUAUUCCACAUUUGAGUAACAGACUCUCACCCCACGUAGAACAAAGAGGUGGCUGUAAAAAUGUAUGUUAGUCUAAAAAAGAAAAAACAGAUGGCAAUUGUGAUCAACUUCAGUUGAUGCUGGUUAAAUUGGAUUUUGCAGAAACUUAUCAAACCAAUCCUGCACUAUAAUCUAUGAUGGAGUAUCACGUUCAUAUUGAUGAAAAACUAAAUAAAUGUCAGAUUUCGAGAAUUUUGUAAUAUUAUAAGAACAAAGUCAUAAAAUAAUGAAAACAAAGUCGUAAUAUUAUAUGAGUACAGUUGUAAUUCAAUGACAAAUGAGUCGUAAUAGUAGGAGAAUAAGGAAACAAAAAUUUAGCAGCAAGGAGAACCUGUGCUCGCUGGAGUUUCACUCCUUCAGGAUCCACAUCUCGAUCACUUAUCUCACAGUUUCUAGAGAAACUACAAAACUCACGCAGAUGUAACCAACGGUAUCAAACAUUUUCUCCUCCACAAAAGAAGCAACGUCCCCCAAGUCUGAGUGAAUCUUUCUUUGGAAUAAUCUUUAUUGGAGCCGAGCCUCACAGGCUAGAUUGUACACUACUGUGCUGUAUAAAAAAAUGCUAACUAAAACCUUUUUAAACACUGAAAUUCUAUAUUUUUGUUGUUGCUAAAAAAAAUCCAAUGAAAAGACCAAAACCAACAAAGUGUAAAUGCAUCUCUCAACACUUCCUGACUUUUCCAUCCUCAGCCCAAAUUUCUAGUAUUUUUGGGCGUGAUGACAGGAACGACAUGCAACAGAGGUGCCUGGACAUACAUGAACUGGGGGAUGCUCUGGUUUAUGGUCAGCAGCACCUUAACUCAUAGACCACCAGGGCAGUACAUUUUGUAUUUGUUGGGGGACUAUUUUCAGUGGUGGAUUUGCUGUGGUAGUUUGUAUUUAUGGCAGCAGGACAGUGCAUGUGGGAUUAACUUAAAAUAAACAACUGACCCCUUAUUUAUUCAAGAAGGGAGCAUGUCUCCCAUCACUAACAAUGCACUUCAGAGAAAUUAGAUUAGAUUUCUUUUCAAGGGAUAAAAAGAGAGAAUGUGACCAGACUUAAACUUUAAAACCCACAGUGGGGUGAGAGUUUGAUACCCAGAGUAUGUUGAGGGUGGAGUAGGCACUGGAAGUGAAACUGUGAGGGACAAUCACUGGGUAGUUCUCGAUAAAUGAUUUGGUGGUCCACGUUGCUCUUGGUUGCAGUAUCAAAGCACAGAUCAGCUACGGUCUCGGUCUCUUCUGUAGAACCUCAGACUCAAAUUUAGGGACGAUCCAUUCUUUGCCUUCAUUGCUGAAUAAAAGACAUCAACAUCGGUCUGUCCAGUACUUUAGAUUUACUCAGUAGCUCAGUAUUGUCUGCCUUUGGCUGUGGGAUUUGUCGUUGAAGGGGUGGGACGUUUCACUUUGACCCUGUUAUGGGCCCCUUCAUUGAGGGGAGCCUCUACUGUAACAAUAUACUUAAAUUUUGCCACUUUAAUUGAGUGAUCUAUAGGUGCAGUGCAACCUAAAGUAGCUGAUUGUUUUGUGGUGCCUAAAACUAUGACUGUAUUUUUUGAGUACUUUGGUUUUCAUAAAGUUUUUUUUUUAUCAUGCUGUUGUCAUAAUGAGAGUAGAUUAUGAUUGUAUGUUUGAUGAAAUUAUGCUUGUUGUGCAGGUUUUUCUGCAUUUGAUUGGACAAAUUCCAUCUUUUUUUUCUUUUUGCUCUUUUCCAGUUCCUUCAUUGUCAUUAACUGGCUGCCUGGAAUAAUAUGGUGGUGUUCGAAUACCUGGCACGUCUGAAGCUCUCUUUGCUCUUCUACUCACUUCAUGCUUUGUCUUUACUCCUGAAAACACUUGUUUCACCUUGAUGUGUGUGUGUGUGUGUGUGUGUGUGUGUGUGUGUGUGUGUGUGUGUGUGUGUGUGUGUGUGUGUGUGUGUGUGUGUGAGUGAGAGAGAGAGAGAGAGAGAGAGAAAGAUAUUUAAGUUUACUCCAAUUCAAAGUCAAUCACCAAUGAGAGAUUACUGUUAAGUGAUGCAAAAGGGAAAUAAUCAAUAUCAUCAGUAUGGCCUCUGUUUAAUUGGGAUUUUGCUGACGCUGCCUUAUCCGUAGAGGAUGCACAAAGUUGCAUUCUUUGAAAGGGAGAAGAGACAAAUCCUGAAGUUUGAAAUUUGCAUAAUGAUCCUGCAAACACAGACCACCACCAUCGUUUAAGGACAGGUCAACAUUUAGGCUUUUAAUAAUCUUCCUUUUGAAGCAAUGACCACACGCAUAGAUACAAGGAUGGAAUUAAAACAUUCAAAUAACUCUAUUUAUGUAGCUACCUAAAUCUGUAGCAUAAAGAGCAUCCUUGUUUUCCUCUGCCACUGUGCACUACAAACAUACACAACCAGUGCCUUUUGAAUUAUGGAUAUGUCAGCUCUGAUUAUCUGUAUCAAAUAAUCAUGAUAACCCCAGUAGCACAAAAAUCCAAAGACGUAUCUCUAUUGGAGCUGUCCCCAGAAUAACACAAAAAUAGCUUCAUCAGAUUUGCUCUGCAAAAUCUUUUUCAUUGCUUUUAGUAGCGUUCCAAAGCACAUCUCUCGCUCCGCUAUUAUAAUGCAUAUUGUCACCAUGCUCAUGCCUAAUUAAUCACAACACACAUGGUAAUGGAAACAAAUGAGAAUCCCAAGUAUUAAUUGUGAAGGAAGGUUUCUUACCCCCCCCGAACACACACACAUACACACGUGCACGUUUUACAGAUUACCCUUCUGCCUUAAUGUCAUGAGAUAAUCCUCUGGGAUUUUCAGGCCACUGCACUGUAGCUGUCCAUAUAUCAGAUACAAUCCAUAGUAGAUUUGAGGUGUGGGACUCCACAGGUUGAUGGGCACACCACCUCUCCAAUACAGCGCACAUCUGUACACACGUAUGAAUAAAAUAUUACAGCGAACACUGCUGGCUCUGUGAUCUGUGGGGGAGGAGAAUGUGUUCUUGUUCCCAUGGGAAUGAAUGGACAAUUUUCUUGUUUGCUCGACACACUACAUUUUAGCUUGAUUCUGUACCAUACUCAUAAACUUUCAUUUAAUUUCCGUGUCAUUUUGCCCUCACUUAUAUUGAACAUUACACGCGGGAUUCCUCAAAUCAAUCAUUUUGGGUUGUUUGGACGUUGUCCCUCUCUGACAGUGUGUAUGUGUGUGUGUGUGUUACCAGGUUUAUUUUAGAGGGAAAGAAGUGGACCCAGAAGUCCAGUGCUAUGUUUGGGGAAAGAAAUGCAAUCAAUUUAACAGCUGAGUGCGUUGAGGAGAAGUUAAUUCAUCCCGUAUUGUUGAAGAAGUGUGAUUCUGCUCUGUGACAGAAAUACAAGAGAGAAGCAUAAUUGAAAAUAGUGUUUAAUCAGCACUAAAGGCAUCACAGCAAAAAAUAGCGUCGCUCUUCACUAAAAAUACUGUAUGUGUUUUUAAUUAAACUGGGACAAAAUUUAGAUGAGUUAUUUGAUUUUAAGUCUUUGUAUUUGCUUUAUGUUUCUGAAUGAUAUGUAUUAUGUAUGUUUUGUGCACAUUACCCAUGUAUCAUUUAUCAACACAUGAUCGUAAUCUGUACACAUUUGCACAAAGCACUGUGUUUGUACAUAUGCAGUUAUUUUAUGUCACAUAUGAUUUUUUUUAUACAUGUGUCCGAUUUUGCCAGAAAACAAUGAAAAGAGACACAUAUUAUCAAACUGA